Molecule: messenger RNA, 2638 nt
Organism: Pleuronectes platessa (European plaice)
Lineage: Eukaryota; Metazoa; Chordata; Actinopteri; Pleuronectiformes; Pleuronectidae
Gene: nop53
Product: NOP53 ribosome biogenesis factor
Exons: 12
Coding region: 1089-2477 (462 amino acids)
Biological process (GO): ribosomal large subunit assembly; rRNA processing
Cellular component (GO): nucleolus
Molecular function (GO): 5S rRNA binding
Source: RefSeq, a predicted model, not a curated record
AGCACACCCUGACUCGAUGGCUGGCUGCUGGCUAGAAGAAUGUAAACGGGAAGGAAAAAUCGUUGUAGGAAACGAAGAGGGUGACGAUAUAAACGACGGAAGAUUGUAAAAACCGCAGCACGAAAGUGGAAUAUACUUUUGGAAGAUGACAGGGGACAUAUCAGGGGAUCGAUUGGUGAACAAUAUUUUGUCAGAUGACCCCUCACUGUAGGAGCAUUACCGAGUCAAAUCCAACCCGAUCACAAGUGCUGUUCAGGUCCCUGACUCCCCGAGCAGCCAGAUAAUAGCUCGACUGCCCUGCGUUUUCUUUUUCACCGAAAAUAAACCAAAAACACGUCCAUCCGACUGCUAAUGUCACAUGAAAUGAUAGAUUUGAGUUUUAUCGAAAAGGUGAUGCUUACCUUUGAAAAGUUCGUGAAAGAUUGCAGCUCCAAAAUGGGAUUUUAUUCUUGAGUCUCUUAAGCGUUGUUCUCGCUAUAAAACCCAGGGAGGAGAAAAAAGGAAAAAGUACAUAGGAGAGGAAUAGGAGACACGUUUCCCAUGAUGCAUCUGGGACAAACAUAUUACCUACAUGCUGCAACAAGAUAAACAACUACAUGACUUCACUCAUGUGUAAUGACACAUUUUUCUACAUUUAUUAACAGCUUUGUUAGUUUAUUUCUUUAAAUUUCGAAAUUUUUUGUAUAAUUUUAUUUUACUAUGAUUAAAAAAUGCAACAACACUGAAAUGUCAGGGAGGUGAAGUGCACUGCAAUCCAGCCAUUUUAACACUGUAUUUGCAUUUUACAUUUUGUUUUAUUUAAUGAUCAUUAAAUAAAAUAUUUGAUACCAAGAUAACAAGGCUGGUCAUUGUUGUUAACGUCAUAUAUAAGAGUAUAUGAUUUUCAGAUUGUUUAACCCUAAGAAGCUAUUAUGGCCCUAUAAGCUGAGUUAUAUAAGGACAAAAUUAAGUUAAUAUUUAUAUUCAUGUGUGAUUAAAAAUAAUAAGCUUUUUCAACACAUGCGCUGUCGGUCCUGUGGGUGGCGCCAGCACCUCCAAUCCAGUGUAUAAGCAUUGAAGAAGAAGACACGUGUUUCUGUUCUUUCAACAUGGCGUCCACCAGGAGGGUGAAACGCGUGGCGUCUUUACAGCCUGGUUUUUUAAAGGUAAAGCCCUCAGCUGACUUCAAUGAGGCGUCAGGCGUCAAGAGGAAACGCGUGAACAGGAAUAAGAAGAAGAACUGGAACAAAUACAGCGACAUAAACGAUGUGGAGUCGUUUUUAAACGACGUCAGGCACCAGGAGAGGACGACAGGGGGUCUACUGUCUGAGAAGUCAGAUGAAAGUUUGUUCUUUUUGGACAUUGGAGAACCGAAGAAAGCUGAGCAGAAGGUGCCAGAAACCGUCUGGGGAAAGACGAGGAGAGGGAAACCUGCCCGUCCCCUGAGGAUAGACCUUAUCCUGCAGCACGACUCCCUCGUUCAACCACCGAAAGAUGUGCUGGCCCAUCAGCAACCUAAUGCCAAGAAACUCCGUCGUAUUGCCCAGAAGUCUGAGCACUUGGUAGCCAAAGGCGUGUUGCCUCGGAGACUGAAGCGGCUGCAGAGGAGACGGCCUGUCAUCGAAGGGCCCAAGAAAGUAGUGACAGAAGCCAACAAUUACCCCGAAAGAGGAUAUUACGACAUAUGGGAACAAGAGACCAAAGAUUUAAGUGAUCCCUGGUACCUUCAACAGACUGGCAAGAAGCGUGUUAAGCGUCCAGAUAAGUUGAAUGAGAAGCCGUCUGUCCUCCCUGCUGUGGAGGUCAUCGCAGCGGGAGGAUCCUACAACCCAGACUUCUUUUCCCACCAGGCCUUGCUGCAGGAGGCCCAUGAAGUGGAGGUUAAGAAGAAAAAGGCGGACGACAAAUUAGAGAGACAGCUCGCCGUCAACAAAGAGGACACAGCGACAUUGGACACGGUCUUACAAGAAGAGGUGGAAGGUCUGGUAGAAGAGGAUGAAGAAGAAGAAAUGGCUCCUAUUGAGGAAGAUGAUGAUGAUGCAGUAGUAGGAGCCAUCGCCUCGGGAGAAAAAAAGACUGAGAAACAGAGGAAGAAAGAAAAGGCAGAAAAAAUAAAGGGGCAGCUGCGGCAGGCCGACAGACGGGAGAUUGACCAGAAACAGCAGCUCUUCCAACUUCGCUCCAUUAAGGCGUCCGUCAAAGAGCAGGAACAGAAUACAGAGGAAAAACAGAAAAUACGCAAGGCAAACCAGGAAGCCGAGAAAAGCCAGCCCAGACGCCUCGGCCGACUCAAGUUCCAGCCUCAGGACAUGGAGGUUCAGUUAAGUGACGAGCUGGCCGGCUCCCUGCGACAACUCAAGCCAGAGGGCAGCGUCGCCAAGGACCGCUUCAAGAGUCUGCAGAAGAGGAACCUGAUUGAACCCAGAGAAAGAGCCAAGUUCAAGAGGAGACUCAAGCUGAAGUAUACUGAGAAGAGGGCUUUUAAAGCGAUCACUUAGGGCCGACCCACACAGCCCAGGAGCCAAGCACGAGAAGCUGGGCUACGAUUAAAGCCACAAGUGCAACAUCAUGGAACGGUGUAUAUACAAUGUAAUAAAUGUUGAUUUCCUGCUUGUCCCUUUCAGACAAUUACAACUUAUUAUUAAAAAAAAUAACAAUU